AAGAAGCCUUGAAAACGACCAGAAGUCCCUUAAAAUCCAUCAUCUCAAAGUUGGAUUUACGUAAACUGGAUUUUGUGGAAUCACACUCAGAAUCAGUAGCGUUUUGUUUUCUCUUGUGGUUUUUGUUAUACGUUAUGGUGGUUCGAUUGAUUUUAAGAUUCUGAAUUAAGUAUUUGACUUGUCUGGAGUUUGAAAAGAUGAUGCUGCAUUUUCGAGAACCAGCUAAGCUUAAAACCAAGAAAGACCUCCACAAACUGGAACAGUAUCUACCAUUGCUGGAAAACUUGAUUUUUCAUGUUGAUUUGGUUAGCAGCAACCAGCAGUUAGUUCAGUGGACUUCAGAACUCAAAAUAAGAUGGUGUAGUGCCCUUAGCUCAUCAUCUUUUUUUAAUCUUUUGGGUCCCAAGUUUUAUCAAAUUGAUAAUUUACGGUUUGAGCUUGGUAUGGUUCUUUUCCUCUAUGGUGCAAUACUUCGAGAGAGAGCUCUAGAGGUCAUCCCGGCAGAUUUGGUGCAAUCUGCUGCUCUCUUCAGAGAAGCUGCAGGAGUUUUUCAACAUCUGUCUCAAGAGGUUUUCCCGUCUUUGCAGACAGCUUUGCCAGCUGAAAGGCCACCUGAAGCUACUUCAUAUAUGUCUGAUGUAAUGAAAUUAAUUUGUCUGGCUGAAGCCCAGGCAGUAACUAUUAGGAAGGCUGAAGAAAAAGGAACUACUGUUGCUCUUUUGGGGAAGCUGCACUAUGGUGUUGCAGAGAUGCUUGGUGAAGCCACUGAUAUUCUAUAUUCAUCAAAUGGAGAGUGCAAAGAUAUUUCAUCUCGCUUCAUGGAAUUUGUAUCAUCUUGCAAAGCUUUACAUGAAUUAAGGAGUCAGAAAUACCUUGCAGAAAGUCUAAAGGUUACUUCCCAAGUUGGGGUUGCUAUUGGAGUUAUUCGUGAUGCAUUGCAGAAUUCGAAAAAAAAAAUGCCGGGGGAAGAACCACAGAAAUCUGCCUUUAAAAAGGAAAUCGAUGCUGCUGCUGAUCUCCUUAUGAAGCUUGAACAUGAGAAUGAAUUUGUCUGGUGUGAUAAGAUUGCCAGUGGUGAUGAGUUGCCAUCACUCCAAGAGCCUGUCCUGUUUGAAACCUUGAAGCCAAGGUUAUUGUGCAGAAGGAGUGAUGUAAUGUUUGAGGGUUACCAACUUUAAAACAUUCUUGUACAUUUCUGGGAUUGGCCGAUGAGAAGAAGACAGCUCGAUUUGUUGUUCGGUCGAGUUGAAUGACCCAAGAUUUUGUGAUAAUUUUUUAUGAUUGAUUAUACUGGUAGGCUCUCCCUGCUCACUACUUAAUGGAAAC
Messenger RNA from Pistacia vera, 1326 nucleotides. RefSeq lists its product as uncharacterized. The transcript is spliced from 6 exons. The coding region runs from base 198 to 1178 and encodes 326 amino acids. The record is from RefSeq and is a predicted model, not a curated record. NCBI's taxonomy places the organism in Eukaryota, Viridiplantae, Streptophyta, Magnoliopsida, Sapindales, Anacardiaceae.